Raphanus sativus (radish) is the source of this 1490-nucleotide messenger RNA. RefSeq lists its product as uncharacterized. The coding region runs from base 127 to 1308 and encodes 393 amino acids. NCBI's taxonomy places the organism in Eukaryota, Viridiplantae, Streptophyta, Magnoliopsida, Brassicales, Brassicaceae. The record is from RefSeq and is a predicted model, not a curated record. The transcript has 3 exons.
CCACGUAUUUAAUACCUUCGACCCGUCAACAAAAUUUCAUCGGUCUCUUCCAAAAAGAAAAAACACAAACUCCAAGUCUUCCAGAGAAGACUGAAGACAACUUAAAAGUCUCUUCUAUACAUAGCCAUGUCUCUACUAUGGAAGAAACCUAAAUCUGGUCGACUCUCGAGAUUCAUGUCAGAGUUUCACAAAUCUCCGAAACUUGGCAGGAUCAUGGUCGUUGAAACUGGCUUCCCAACUUCUCUUAUUGAUCUCUUUUUCAAGAAUCGCGAUCGUCCAAAAAAGUACGCCACUAAAACUAAACGCAUCCAACGCCUGAUCGAGACCGCUCCAAUCGCUUCUUUGCCAGUUAAUCCAGACGUGAGCCUAGAAAAGCCGGUAACGAGAAGGAGUAAGAUCGAGAAAGUACGUCGAAAGCACACAAGUGAGAAUAACGUUUGCGUUUGCGGCGAUGGAACCGGUGCCUUUGUUUUGAUGGCGUUUAAGCUUUUUAUUGUGGCCAGUGGCGGAGCCACCCCUUGGUCAGGGGGGUCACAUGACCCACAUGGUUUUUGUAGAAAUAAAAUUUUUGCUUGUAUACUGGAGAAACAGAAUUGGAGGAGUAAGCUAGCUCCGCCACUGAUUGUGGCGGUGCUUGCGUUGAGCACGACGAAGAGCCUCACCAUGGGAAUCGCUCUCUGCGCCUUCGCGCUUCUCUUUACGGAGAACGUGGCGACGCGUAUUCUCACGCGUCUCAAGCUCUGUAACACCGACGCAAGAAAAGAAAAGCCACUCGCCUCAACACACGACGAUAAGUUGAUUUCUUGUUCGGAAGAAACAGAGACAAUAGCUGUAACAAAUAACUCGAAUUCGAAUGAUUCAAGGAUUCGUGAUGAUCUGUCGUUGAAGGAUGAGAAAGUGAGAAGCAAAAGUUCUAGGCUGAAAUCGAAGAUUCUGAAGAAGUUGAGGAGUUACAAGAAGAAGAAGGAUAAAACGAUUGUGGUCAACCAAGUGAAAGCCUUUGGGAUCACACCACGGUUAUCAAAAAAAAAAAAAAAAAAAAAAACGAUUGUGGUCGAAGAAGAGACUUUGACUGAUGCAUCAAGCGUGGUUCCAGAGGAUAAAUCAGAUGUGAUCGAGUCUGAGAGAGACGACCAGAAUUCUAAUCCACCAUUGAUAGAAUCCAAAGGAGAUAACAUGAAUGGGAUUGUUGUGAUCGUGAUUGUGCUUACAGGUCUGUUAAGUGGAAAGAUGAUAGCUAUUGGUCUGACAAUAUCCUGCAUGUAUCUCGGAUUCGGAGCAGCAAAAAAAUCUGGUCUUUUUAUAUAAAAAUUAUUUUCUUUUCUUUUUUCUUACAAACAUUGGAGAAUAGAUGUGGUGAACAUUUGAUUAGUGGUCGUUAUUGUAAAAUUUCUUACUUAUGUUUUUUUUUGAACUAACAAAUCUAUCUUAUUAAAACAGAAACAUUCUUUUGGACCUAAUAUUUAUUUUGUAAGUUUUUAAAUUAAAUA